This is a messenger RNA of Actinia tenebrosa (Australian red waratah sea anemone), 8402 nucleotides long. RefSeq lists its product as uncharacterized. The record is from RefSeq and is a predicted model, not a curated record. Gene Ontology annotation, molecular function: calcium ion binding; calcium-dependent phospholipid binding; phosphatidylserine binding. Gene Ontology annotation, biological process: endosome transport via multivesicular body sorting pathway. NCBI's taxonomy places the organism in Eukaryota, Metazoa, Cnidaria, Anthozoa, Actiniaria, Actiniidae. Gene Ontology annotation, cellular component: plasma membrane; vesicle membrane; nucleus.
AGAGCUGUCCGAUUAUGGUAGGGUCUUCAUUUUAAGGCAAAAAAUGUGGUCAAAAAGCUUAAAGCAUUCUUCAUCAACGUCGUUUAAAGGCUAAAACGAAGCAAAUGUGUCUAGAUGAUGAGAAAGAAACUGAAUUAUUUGAAUAAAGGAGAAGCAAGCGGUAGCAGUGUUUUAGAAAAUAUAUCAACUACUGGUUCCACUCUUACUGAAGUAUAUCAUGUAGCGCAAGCACUAGCCCUUUUCGACUGAGAAUCCCUGCCAAAUUUAACAUGACCGGCUUGUAUUUCUAUCGUUAUGGAGGGUUUCCACCGGCAAGCAAAUAUCUUGAUAAAAUAUGGCACGACCAAAACCACAAGAAACACAAGAAAAGGUUGAAGAAUGUUAAAGGGCAGUUGGAUCUUACCCCACCAAGAAACAACAUGCAUCUCCAGAUACAACUAAAUAAACUACAUAUGGAGCAAGAACGUCAGGCUGCAAUAGAUAAGCAGAACCUUGUAAUUAUUGAAAAACUAACAGAAAUAAAGAAAUCUCCUGGUAGGAUUGACCAUAUUAAUAAAACCUGGAAACCAAGUAAUGAUAGGAUGAAACGAUUUAGAGCAAGGAGACAAAGAAGAAUAGAGCAGGAGAAUAGGCUCAUGGAAGAACGAUUAAAGAAAGUACAAUCAUACUACGAUACCGAUGAUUGGGAAAAAGACUACAAGAAGCAUUUAUACUAUAUAUCAAUGAUGGAAAAUACAACCAAAGAUUAUGAUUCUGUAGAAUAUAAAGACAUUGAGCCAGAAAAAUCUAGUGAGGGGAACAGCGACGAAGACAAAGACGACACAGACAGUCUGCCUCCAGUGCCACCAGGAACACCAGAAAGAGAUAAAAAGGACAAAAAAAGUAGUGAUGAAGAAGACAACAUCAGUUUGCCACCCAUCGACAAUAAACAAGGAAAGAAAAAAGCUUGUAAAAAAGACGAGGGUUAUUCUGAACAAGAUGCGAUAAUGGACGCCGAGGAGCUGCGGGCAGCAAUCAAAGAUGAAAAUAAAGAGAAAAUCUUAGAAAUACUUGGUAGAACAUCUGAACGAGAGAAACUGCAAGAGUUGCGUGACAAAUACCAGGAAAUGUAUGGCAAGGACCUACUGGAAGAUGUUAAACCUUAUCUUGAUGAAGAUGCUCAAGGUGUUCUUCAGUCCUUGUCAUCUUCUGCAGCUGAGGAGGAUGCAAAGAGAUUAAAUGAGGCAAUAAAGGGUCUUGGCACAGACGAGGAUACGAUAAUCGAGAUUUUAUGUACACGAAAUAACAAGGAACUGGAAGCCAUUAGAGAAGAGUACCAUAAACAAUUCCAUCGAUCUCUGGAGGAUGAUCUUAGAGGAGACACAAGUGGCGACGUGGAAAAGAUUCUUGUUGAGUUGAGCAAGGGUCAAAGAGAAGAAGCAGAAGGAGUAGAUAAAAAUAUGGCGAAAAGAGACGCAGAAGACUUGAUGGAAGCUGGUGUUGGGAGUUGGGGAACAGACGAGGGAGAAUUCAUACGUAUCUUCACACAGAGAAGUCUGCCACAACUUGCUGCCAUGUAUCCUGAGUAUCGGAAAUUAGCAAAAAUGGACAUCGAAGAAUCGAUUGACAAAGAAAUGGAUGGAGAUUUACAGAAAACUUUCUUAGCCCUCGUCAAACAUUCCCGAAAUCCAUCGGGGGCACAAGCUGACAAGAUAACCAAGGCGAUAAAAGAUGGCGACACUGAAGCUGUUGCACGGAUUAUUUUACCUAUGAAUAAGGCACAGUUAGAAAAGUUGUGUUCAGCGUACAAGAAAAUUAACAAGGUCGAUUUCGCUGAUGACAUUGAAAAGAAAUGCAGCGGAGAUCUGAAGCAAAUGCUUCUUGCAAAACUUGGCAAAGAAGCAGGGGGAAAGAAAAAAGAUAAGGAAGGCAAAAAAGACAACCAAAGAAAAAGCAAAGAAGGAGAGAAAUUACCAGCAAUAGGAAAGAAGAAAGAACAGGAAAAGAAAAGUGAAAAGAAACAAGAGAAGAAAUCCGAGCCAGUGAAAGAAGAGAAGGAUGUCAGCCAGAAGGACAUCGAUGAGUUACACCAAGCUAUACAAGACAAGAACAAGGACAAUAUAAUUGCUAUCUUAUCAAAAAAUGUUAACGAUGACAAGAAAAUACAAAAACUCCAAGACAAAUACCAGAAGGAAUACGAACAAGGAUUAUUAGAUGCUAUAAAGUCUGUCGUGGAUGACGAGGAUCUUCAGGAACCUCUGGAGUGUUUGUUUGGUUCAGCACCUGAGUACGAAGCAAAAUGUCUCUACGAAGCAACUAAAGGUAUCGGCACAGAUGAAGAUAUGCUACUCGAAAUUCUUUGUACAAGAAGCGCAUCACAACUAGCGGACAUCCAAGAAGCAUACAGGAAAAGGUACGGCACUAGCCUUGAGGAAGAUAUCAAGAGCGACACAAGUGGAGACUUUGAAGAUCUGCUAUUGGAACUGCUGAAGGGAAGUCGUGACGAAUCAGAUAAAGUUGACAAAGCACAAUCCAAGAAAGAUGCUGAAGCAUUAUACCAGGCCGGUGCCAAGACGUUUGGAACGAAUGAGAACACCUUCAUCAGUAUUCUAACAAAGCGCAACCCUGCACAGCUGAACGCGGUUUUUGUGGAGUACAAAAAGUUGGCUGAAGUUGAAAUUGAAGAAUCGAUUGAAAAUGAGAUGACUGGAGACUUGGAAAAAGGACUCCUUAUUUUAGUAAAGUGCAUGCGUAACCCCCGUCAGUUUUACUCCAAUAAACUACACAGUUCUCUUCAAGAUGGCGACACAAAUACUGCUGCACGCUUGAUUCUGACCAGUGACAAGGCCAAACUUACCGAAAUCAUGAACGAGUAUAAGAAAGCUAAUGAUACCAGCCUGGAUGAAGACGUCCAGAAGAAGUGCAGUGAAAGCUUGAAGAAGCUAUUGAUGGGGAAAAUAGGUAAAGGAAAAGAUAGUCCACAACACAAGAGCAACCAAGUGAAAGGUAAAGACACUGUCAAGGCCGACAAAGGUAAAUCCUCCCCGUCCAAGCAUGCACCACCAACGAAGAAACAGACUGAACCAGCAAAAGGAAAGAAGGACGACGAGACUAGCCAACUGUACAAGGCUGUACAAGCUGAGGAUAAAAAGAAAAUCCAAGAUAUUGUUCUCCGUCACGCUACUGAAAAACCGAAACUGAAGAAACUCUCCGACGAUUACAAGAAACAACAUCACCAGCAUCUUCUGGAAGUCCUAGAAUCAAAUAUUGAUAAAGAUCUCCUGGAAGCAAUCGCAGGCCUGCUUCUACCACCAUCUCAGGCGGAUGCGAGGACACUACAUUCAGCUAUGAAGGGUGUAGGAACAAACGAGGCUGUACUUAUAGAGAUUCUGUGUUCUCGAAGCAAUGCGUUGGCUGAAGUUGAAAUUGAAGAAUCGAUUGAAAAUGAGAUGACUGGAGACUUGGAAAAAGGACUCCUUAUUUUAGUAAAGUGCAUGCGUAACCCCCGUCAGUUUUACUCCAAUAAACUACACAGUUCUCUUCAAGAUGGCGACACAAAUACUGCUGCACGCUUGAUUCUGACCAGUGACAAGGCCAAACUUACCGAAAUCAUGAACGAGUAUAAGAAAGCUAAUGAUACCAGCCUGGAUGAAGACGUCCAGAAGAAGUGCAGUGAAAGCUUGAAGAAGCUAUUGAUGGGGAAAAUAGGUAAAGGAAAAGAUAGUCCACAACACAAGAGCAACCAAGUGAAAGGUAAAGACACUGUCAAGGCCGACAAAGGUAAAUCCUCCCCGUCCAAGCAUGCACCACCAACGAAGAAACAGACUGAACCAGCAAAAGGAAAGAAGGACGACGAGACUAGCCAACUGUACAAGGCUGUACAAGCUGAGGAUAAAAAGAAAAUCCAAGAUAUUGUUCUCCGUCACGCUACUGAAAAACCGAAACUGAAGAAACUCUCCGACGAUUACAAGAAACAACAUCACCAGCAUCUUCUGGAAGUCCUAGAAUCAAAUAUUGAUAAAGAUCUCCUGGAAGCAAUCGCAGGCCUGCUUCUACCACCAUCUCAGGCGGAUGCGAGGACACUACAUUCAGCUAUGAAGGGUGUAGGAACAAACGAGGCUGUACUUAUAGAGAUUCUGUGUUCUCGAAGCAAUGCGGAGAUCCAGAAUAUCAAGAAAGACUACAAAAAGCAAUAUGGGAAAUCUCUGGAAGAAGACGUGAAAUCAGAAACCAGUGGAGACUUUGAAAAACUGCUCGUUGCUUUACUACAGGGUCAACGUGACGAAAGUAAGUCAGUCAAUGAUGACCAAGCUCACAAAGAUGCUGAGACAUUGAUUGAGGCUGGUAUCAAGACGUGGGGAACAGAUGAGGAUAAGUUCAUCGAGAUCUUCACAACAAGAAGUAUUCCACAGCUACAAGCUAUGUUGCCUGAAUACAACAAGUGGGCAAAGUGUGACAUUGAAGAGUCAAUAACAAGCGAGAUGGACGGUGACUUACAAACUGGUCUCUUGACUCUAGUAGCUUGUUUACGAGACCCAGAGAAGAACCAAGUCGAUAAGAUACACGAUGCUCUACAGGAUGGAGAUAUGAGUACUGUAGCGAGGAUUAUUGCUGGUAGUAACGAGGCUUCGCUGAAGAAACUCGAGUCAGCGUACAACGCUAACCACAAACCCAAUCUAUUCAACGAAGUCGAUAAGAAAUGCAGCCCUGAACUGAAGAAAAUUCUCUUGCCAAAGUUAAAAGAAAGAAAUCAUGAAAAAACGACAAACAAAACCAAGGCUGAGCCAAAAAAGCAAACAGGAGCUGCUCCUCCUAAGAAGAAAGAAGAGAAAGACGAGGAUUGUACUCACCUACAUACUGCUAUUGCAAAAAAAGACAUGAAGAAAAUCAAAGAGAUAGUUCUUAGAAAUGCUGUGGAUCAAAACAAACUGAAGAAGCUGUCUGAUGAUUACCAACAGCGGUAUAACAAGGAUUUGGUAGAUGUGCUGGACUCCAAAAUGGAAGACGAUCUGCACGAAGCGAUCACAGCUCUGCUUCUGCCACCAUAUCAGGCCGAUGCAAGGACACUCUUCUACGCUAUGAAGGGUUUCGGUACCAAAGAAACUCUUUUGAUAGAAAUUCUCUGCACUCGUAAUAAUGAGCAAAUAAGAGAUAUUAAAUCAGAAUACAUGAGAAAAUAUGGGCGUUCAUUGGAAGAAGAUGUUAAAGGCGACACGUCAGAUGAUUUUGAGAAGCUUUUGACAGACCUUCUCAAGGGUGCGCGAGACGAAUCGACGGAAAUAGACGAAGAGUUAGUCCAGAAAGAUGCAACGGAUUUAUACAAUGCCGGUGUCAAGAUAUGGGGUACACACGAGGACAAGUUCAUCGAGAUUCUGACGACACGAAGCAGUGUUCAUCUCAAAGCCAUGUUGGAUGAAUACAUCAAGCUGUCUGGAGUAGAACUGGAGGAAUCUAUCAAGGACGAAAUGGAUGGUGAUCUACAAGAUGGUCUGAUCAUGUUGUUAUCGUGUAUACAAUACGAGUCUAAAGCAAUGGCUGACCAACUGUACACGGCUCUACAAGAUCAUGAUACUUGUACUAUUGCUAGAGUUAUUGCCGCUACAGAACAGGACAAAAUGACUGACAUCGAGAAUGCUUACAACUUGCACCACAGACCCAAGAUUUAUUCCGAAGUCAACAAGAAGUGUAGCGAAGACCUGAAAAAGAUAAUUUUACCAAAACUAAAAGAUAAGAAGCAAGAGAAAGAAAAGCUACCACAUAAGGCUGGUGCAAGAAAACAGAGUAUCUUUGUCAAUAAGAAACAGCCAUCAAGGAAUCCUGCUGUUAAUGCGCAUGCUACUAACAAGGAAAAAGGAGAAGACUGCAGCUUGCUGUAUAGAGCUAUCAAAAACAUGGAAAAGAAAAAGAUUACUGAAAUAGUUGUCCGAAACGCGGCAGAUGAAAUCAAAAUGAAGAAAUUAUACGAGGAUUACAGUAAAAGAUACAAGAAGAAUUUGGUUGACGAACUGGACUCGAAAAUAGAAGACGAUGUUCACGAAGCGAUCACAGUUCUGCUUCUGCCACCAUCUCAGGCCGAUGCUAGGAUGUUGUACUACGCAAUGAAAGGAAUCGGUACCCAUGAGAUUCAUCUCAUUGAAAUUCUUUGUACGAAAUCGAACGAGGAAAUGAUCGAGAUCAAGAAAGAAUACCAAAAAAAAUACGGAAGAUCUUUGGAAGAAGAUGUCAAAUAUCAAACAAGUGGAGACUUUGAAAACCUACUGACUGCUUUGAUGAAGGGAAUUCGAGACGAUUCUACAAAGGUAAAUCAAGAAUUAGCCCGUAAAGAUGCAACAGCGUUAUACAUUGCAGGCGUUAAGAAAUGGGGUACAGACGAGGACAAGUUCAUCGAAAUUCUGUCGACACGAAACAGUGUUCAUCUCAAAGCCAUGAUGGCUGAAUACAUCAAGCUGUCUGGAGUAGAACUGGAGGAAUCUAUCAAGGACGAGAUGGAUGGUGAUCUUCAAGAUGGUCUGAUCAUGUUGUUAUCGUGUAUACAAGACGAGUCUAAAGCAAUGGCUGACCAACUGUACACGGCUCUACAAGAUCAUGAUACCUGUACUGUUGCUAGGAUCAUUACCGCUACAGACCAGGGAAAGUUGUCAGCCGUUGAAGCUUCCUACAAUUCUACCUAUGAACUAUCACUUUAUAAUGAAGUCAACAACAAGUGUAGUGACGACCUGAAGAAGAUUAUUUUACCAAAACUUGAAGAUGAAAAUAAUAAGACGAAAGACAAGACGAAUGGCAAAUCUAGGAAAAUAUCGCGAGGCAGCCAAGGAAAAAAUUCUGUGAAAAGCAACUCAAAUCAAUCUGCAAACAGUGAGGGAAAGAUUGGAGAAGAAAAGAUAGAGGAAGAAGAUGAGACUAAUGAAGAAAGACCAAAACUCCACGUAAAAAAAAUCGAAUACCACGGAACGGUAGUUGCUGCCAAGGACUUUGAUGCCGUAAGGGAUGCAGAAAGACUGAAGAAGGCGAUGAAAGGCUUUGGUAGCGAUGAAGAUGCAAUUAUCAGUGUCCUCACGGCUUGCACUUCUUCACAAAGACAAGAAAUUGCUGCUACCUUCAAAGAACAGUAUGGAAAAGAUCUUGUAGAUGAGCUCAAGUCUGAAUUAAGCGGUAAAUUCGAGGAAGCCAUAGUUGGACUGAUGUCAUCACCAGCCGUUUACGAUGCAAAUAUGCUUUAUUCUGCUAUGAAGGGAAUAGGGACUGAUGAUAGCCUAUUGACAGAGAUAAUAUGUUCGCGUACCAAUGAGCAAAUUGAAGAAAUCAAACAAGCCUACAACACAGUUUAUGGAAAAGAUCUCAUUGAAGAAGUUCAAGGUGAGACAAGUGGGGACUUCCGUUCAGUGCUGAUUGCCCUUCUACAGGGUAAAAGAGGACUGAGCUCUGACAGCGUCAACGAAGAAGAUGCGUAUCAAGAUGCGCAAAGACUACUAGAGGCAGGAGAGAAGAGAUGGGGUACAGACGAGUCAGUGUUUAUUAACAUUUUAACAACAAGGAGCCCCAUGCAACUGAAAGCAAUAUUCCAGGCUUAUAAGCAUGUUUCGAAUAAAGAAAUCCUUGAAGCCAUUGAAGAAGAGCUUGAAGGGGAUUUUCACGAUGCAGUAAGAACUAUUGUGCUGAGUACAAGUGAUCCACCCAAGUAUUUUGCCGAGUGUCUUCACUCAACAAUGAAUGGAAUGAUGACCAAUAAUGCAGCCGUAACUCGUAUCAUCAUUGCUCGAUCUGAGAUUGAUCUUAUCGAGAUCAAGUUAGCAUACAUCGAACUAUUCGGCAAGACCCUUGAAUCCGAAGUCAAGGACACAUUCAAAGGUGACCAAGAGGGACUGUUACUAAAACUUCUUGGGGAGCAGUAACAUUUAGAAAACGAGAGACACAACAUUUGUAUAAAAAUGAUAUAUCGUAUAUUUGCUUUUCCGGUUUCCCGGAAUUUAUUCGAAACCACCAUCAGUAGUUUAAAAGUUACAAAUACUGAGUACACUAACGAAAACAUCAGUAAAUCACUAUUUCAAACUAUGAUACGGUAGUAUAGUAUUCAGUCCUGAUUCUAUUUACAGAAACUUUCACUGAAUAUCACUGUAAAUAAUCAGUUGCUCGGGCAACAGACGCGAGCGUGUUAUAUACGAUAGCUGUAGGCGAAAAUCGUACCGCCUAAACCGGCCUUAAUGCUCGCUGACCUAUCAUCUCGAGAAAAAGGUCCCAUAAAAAAACUCUGGAUACCAAAUAAACCACCGGGUCAACGAGGCCCACUUCAUAAAUAAACGCUGGAGGCGUUUAAUCAAGUAAAUAUGGUAAAAACAUAUUUAUUAAAAAACUCAUUAAUAAUUCAUGAAGGAAACAUAAUAGAAAUCAUGACCAUGAAGGAGGUUUUAUAUCUGAUAUAGAUU